AUGUCGAGCGUUGCAAAUGAGCUACCCUAUUCCCUGCGACAACAGAUGAGUCGACCGGAGGAAAGGGCCGGUUUUGAAGGCUGGUGGAACCAAAGUAGCUUUUCCGACUCGGCGGCGGGCAGGCUCGCUGAGCCAGUUCAUGAUCUGGGCGUGGCCUCGGUCAUUGAUGAGAAGGACAAAGCCUCGUUAAAGGAAGCUAUCGAGCAGUAUUUACAUUUGGAACAACCAGGGCAGUCGUCGUUCUUUGUCGACUUCAACUUGGAUGAGUGUUCUUGGGAGCAGGUCUUUGAUGAAGUCUGGCAUGCAAAGGAGGUAUACGAGAAGAAAGCCACGAGAAACCCAUUCAGAAGGUGUCUCCGCCACGGUCAUGGGUUCCAACGAAACGUCAAGCCCUUGACAGAAGCUGUACCCGGAGAGAAUGGGAUGGGUCUCAUCAAAGGGGCUAUGCAGAUUGUCCUCAAUGCCGUCCAGAGGAGGACAGUCACGUGCGAGAAGAUAUUCGAGCUAUUCGAGUCCAUUCCACGAUGCGUGCGCCACGCAGAGUGUCUGCAAGACAUACAUCGCAAUAAUCACGCGCUCAAUAUUGCACUGCGAGAUCUGUAUCUCGCACUCGUCAGGUGUCUGCCCUCUCUGAUUAGGAUACUCCUCCGGGAGGAACCCCACUCACCUUUGAAGAAACUCAGCAACACCUUUCUCAAAGAUUCAGCGGCUCAAGUGGACCAGCUGCUGUUGCCAGUCAAACAGUCUGAGGCACGGUUGGAGGAGUGUCAGCGAGAAUUACUCUCGCAAGGCGUCGUGCAAACCGUCGAACUGUCGCAUAUCUCUCUGGAAAAGCAUGAUGCCACUCGUGAGCAGCUGGAGUUGGUGACAAGGAAGCUGACGGAGGUACAAGAGACGCAGACGAACCUGCCAAAUGCUCUCAAGGACACCCUUGAGACUUUCAAGACUACGCUACACAAUGAGUUUGUGCAACACAUGAAGAAUCACGUGUACAUUGUCGUACAAGAUCAGAUACGCAUGAACACUUUUUUCCAAGCGCAAGCACAGCAAGCAGCUGCAUAUAUCAGCAGUCCAAGAACGGACCCAAGAAUGGAUCUUCUCGAAAGUCUGUGUGAUUCGCGCGAGAGGGCUGCGCCGGCAGAAGAUCGCGCAUCCGUCCUGCGGAAAUAUCAUCAAUUCAAAGCCAAGGCUCUAGCACGCGCGAAUCAGCUCAUGUCCAAUGCUCGCUUUGGGGAAUGGGUCGGGGUGCUUCAUUCCGAUAUCAUACUUGUCAAUGGUCAUUCCGGAGGGGACACCAUUGGAAGCACAUCGCCGUUGUCAGUCUUCUGUGCGGGUCUGACCGACACCUUUGGAGCUCCUGGCCAGAAUUCACUGCCUCAGUCGCCCUUCAUCAUCGUGGAGUUCUUUUGUGGCCAUCAUGCGACCGAGUCUAGCGGGCUCGAAGGACCUCAAGGGAUGAUGCGAAGCCUGAUCAGCCAGGCUCUCUGUCAAUGGCCAGGAAAUGUACCCCUGAACCUGCAGCCGCGCCGUCACGAGAACUUCUCCGAGGCACACGGUUGGUCCUUAUCGGCCUUGUGUGAGCUCUUUGAAACCAUCAUCUGUCAGUUGCCGCGGGAACUACCCGUCUGGUGCAUCAUUGACAACAUAUCGUAUUUUGAAACCAGUCUGGAUGGUUGGGACCAGGAGCUGGAAGUCAUUGUUGCGUCAUUCGAAAGAUUCGUCCACGUUGGCAAACGAACGGGUGCUAUCUCAGCACCUGUCAAGAUCCUGCUCGCGGCAGGGAGCAGGAGUCUGCACAUCUGGGACAUGCUGCCGUCGGACGCAGAGAUCAAUAUCCGAGACGGCGGGGUCUUUGCGCGUACUCACGGGCUGGACAGUUUCCGCUCGUCACUUCUGGGAGAAUAG
Messenger RNA from Emericellopsis cladophorae, 1905 nucleotides. RefSeq lists its product as uncharacterized. Bases 1 to 1905 code for a protein of 634 amino acids. The record is from RefSeq and is a predicted model, not a curated record. Lineage: Eukaryota; Fungi; Ascomycota; Sordariomycetes; Hypocreales; Bionectriaceae. The transcript has 5 exons.